AAGUUGAGGGUUGUAAAUAUUAUUUUCUCUAUUUUGGUAUAACAUCAAGCAUUAAGAGCCCUUUGGUUAUGUAUAGGCAUUAAAUGGAAAACAUAGCUAAAGAUUUAGCGGGAUCAAUUCUAAAUAGAGUUGGAAACGCAGCCAUGGAUUACACAAUAAAUGGUUAUAAGUUCAUAACUACAUAUAAAAAGAAAAGUAAAGAAGUCAAAGAUGCUUUGGAAACAUUGGAAAAGAGGAAGGAGGAAUUAAUCCAAGAAGUGGAGAAUAAGGGUGUAGAAGAUGGAGAAGAAAUCACAGCUGAUGCUGAAGACUGGCUUAGAAAGGUGAAUGAAUUAUUGAUUGAAGAUGAUGAACUCAAGAAAAUUACAACUAUAAAUGAUGAAAUAAAUGAAGAGAAAGAUAAAUGUUUUUGUGGGUUUUGUAAUGGGAAUUUGUGUUACCGAUAUAAAUGUGGAAAAAUAGCUUAUGAGAAGCUUAGAAAGAUCCGAGAAUUACAAAACGAAGUUCCAAAUAAUGAUCGACUCACUAGAGUUGUGUCGGGUGAAAAGGUUGGACAAAAAAUUUCAGAAUUGAUGUCAUUUGGUUGGAUAUCUAAAAAGAAUAUAUUGGAGGAGCUUGUGGAUUUGUUACUUGAUCAUCAAGUGAAUUCUGUUGGGCUAUAUGGACCGAAAGGAUCUGGUAAAACUGAAGUUAUAAGAGAUUUAAGGCGAGAUCCUCGAGUGAUGAAUACAUUCAACAAAACAGUGAGAGUUACUGUUACAAGUAACCCAAAUAUAAAGGACAUCCAAGAUAAGAUAGCAAAAACAAUUGAAGCUGUGGAUUGGAAAGAUGUGGACAUGAAAAAUCGAGCAAAAAAUUUGGAAUCACAGAUAAGAUUGAAAAGGGAAAAACUGUUGAUUAUACUUAAUGUAUGCGAAAAACUAGAUUUAAACAGUUUAGGAACUGGUGAUAAUGACUUUUGUAAGCAUUUGGUGGUAAGCACGUCACUAAAUAUUUGUCGAUUAAUGGGUGUAAAGGAAAAAAAUGCAGUGGAAAUGAAACCAAUGAGUUUGGAAGAAGCCCAAUCAUGUUUCUGGAAGAGGGUUUAUGAUCUUAAACGCAAGGGCGGUUGGGGAGAUCAAGUAACAACUUAUGCUUAUAUAUCUCUUGCUAAAAAGUUGAUCAAGGAUUACUGUAAAGGCUCAACUAACGCAAUUAUGUCAUUAGCUAACGUGUUGGGUAAUGUAGAUAUUACAAAGUGGAAAGAAUUAGAAGCUGAACUAAAAGGUAAACAGAAUGCACAUGAGAUAAUUGCGCGUAAGAGUGUCCAAGCUUCAGUUGAAAGCAAAGAUUCUGAAGCUAUUGAAAAGUUCUCUGCGCUUGCUUGUGUGUUUCCUCAAGAGUCAAGCGUACCAAUCUUAGAUUUGAUGAGAUACGCUAUCGGUUUGGAUUUGAUUAAGGAUGUUAACAACCUUAGUCAGGCAAUGUCUCUAGCUGAAGGAUGGGUUCAACGUUUGAUUUCCUCGUAUUCGCUAGAAGAAGAUGAAGAUGAAAAUAAUUGGACUGGAGGUCUUGGUCAUGUUAUAGUUCCUCGUUUUACUCGGGAUAAUAUUAUCAGUGAUCUUCAUAAACAAGGUAAGGGCAAAUAUAUGUUGAAAGACAUUUCUCGAUGGGUUCAAUUGGAUGAGAAUAUUCGGGAAGAGUCGUACACUACGAUAUCUUUGGCGUCUAAUCAUAAUCAUUCUUGCAUUAGUGAACAUAAGUUCAACAAUCUUGAAAUGUUGAUAUUGGAUAAUAGUAAACCCAAAGAUGAAUUUAGUGAUAAAUUCUUUCAAGGGAUGACAACACUAAAGGUUUUGGUUCUAAAAGGAAUGAACUUUCAACAGAAAUCACCGACGUCCAUAGGAACAUUGACUAAUCUUACCACGUUACAUUUGGAAGACUGUAAACUUCUAGGAGAUAUUAGUUGGAUUGGUAAGUUGAAGAAACUUAUCAUUCUAAGUUUGCGUGGAUCGAGUGUGGAUGAAAUACCCGAAAAUGAGAUGAGGAAGUUGCAAAGGCUUCGAGUGUUGGAUUUAACAAAAUGUGAGAUACAUGAUGAUGGAAUAAUCCCUGCAAAUGUCUUGAGUAAACUUCCUUUAUUGGAGGGUUUUUAUGCGUAUGAUAUUAGUAGCCAAAAAGAUUGGGCUGAUUGCUCCGUUAAUGAUACUCCCUCGAGCUCGAGAAAAAGUGGUUUGUCCCAGUUAUUGAUGCCGGAGAUAAGCAGCAUUGCAAGCGAUUAUGCAAGCAUUGACGAGUUGAAUAGUUUGAAUGAGCUAAAUGUGCUAGAGAUAAAAAUCCCAAAUCUGAACCAGUUACCAAAUAGUGACAAAUUUGUUAAAAAUCUGAAUCAUUUUUACAUAUUUAUUGGUAAAGAUGCUGAACCUCCUGUGUCAAAAUCAGCUAAAGGAUUCUCUCGGGUAUUAAGAUUUGGAUCCAUUAAUGAAGGAUCACAAGCUAAAUACAAAUUCUUGAAUACUUUGCUUUUAAAUACUGAAUGUUUAAGUUUAGAAGGAAUGCAGGGACAAUCACACUUCAUACAAGACAUAAAGCAAUUGCUGAAAUCUAGAAAGAUCAUCUCUUUGCCUGGAUAUCAUAGAGGAGAAGCUGAUUUCCAAAGUCUGCAAUAUUUGGAAAUUCAAGGUUGCCAUGAUUUGGAGGGUUUUGCAGCUAUACCUAUCAAGGCACCUCAUUUGAAUGAACUUAAAGUAGUCAAGUGCUCUAAAAUGAACUACAUUUUUAAAGACCAUGGUCAAGAUUUCCAAGAUGAGCUUCCUUCCUUACGUACCUUGUACCUAAGGAAACUUGAUAAAUUGGGUAGUCUGUCUUCAACUGAAUCAACCAGCUCUGAUCUACCAUUACACUUUCCGGCUCUAUUCAAUAAAAAGAUGACAUUUCCCUCACUAAAGACAUUACGUGUGAAGAAAUGCGGUCAAAUCGUGAAUCUUUGGGAUACCUCAUUCAGUGAUAACAAAUAUUUAAGGACAUGGAAGAAUUUGACAGAAGUAUCUAUCCAUGCUUUAACAAACUACAGAGUCUAGGCCCACUCUCUAUGGCUGUUUCUCUCGAAGCAUUAAAUAAAUUAGACAUUAUUGAUUGUCCAUUGAUGAAGGAAGUCUUUUCUAGUGAGUUCGGAGCUGAUUAUACUAGUCAUGAAAUCUUUCCAAAACUUCAGAAAGUCAGCCUUGAUCGUUGCCUUAAAAUGAAGAGAUUUAUCUCAUCAACAAAUCUUGUAUUUCCUUCUUUGGAAGAAAUAAAGAUUCAAGAUUGUCCUAAGAUGACACUUUUUCAUGUGGAACUAUGUCUACUCCGAAACUAAGAUGCUUAACUGUUGAACCUUGCAAACAUUCUCGAACCGAGAUUCAAGACGUUAAUAAAUUCAUAGAGAAACGUAAUAUUCCAAUCUAUGAGGUUGAAGUUAGCAAUAUAGAGGCCCAAGAGAACGUUGGAAAGAGAUCCAAGCCCAUAUUUUUCAAGAAUACAUGCAUUCGUCAUCAAAAGAAAUGGUAUGUGACAUAAAAUAAAUGAACACUAGACAGAUUUACAACUUUGUGUUUGUCUACACUGAAGUCGCAGUGAAAUUAUUGACUAAUGUUUUUUUCUUUUCUUCUUUUUUAAAUGAAUGAAUUUGUAAAUAAAUAACAUGUAUGUAUGAAUUAUGAUACCCAAUUCUACACAAAAAGACUUGUAAAUACAUAAAUGAUAUGCUAAAACAUUUCAAAAAAUUAUCAAAUUACACUUUUUAUCA
Messenger RNA from Amaranthus tricolor (Joseph's coat), 3766 nucleotides. RefSeq names its product probable disease resistance protein At5g63020. The record is from RefSeq and is a predicted model, not a curated record. Gene Ontology annotation, molecular function: protein binding; ADP binding. NCBI's taxonomy places the organism in Eukaryota, Viridiplantae, Streptophyta, Magnoliopsida, Caryophyllales, Amaranthaceae. The transcript has 6 exons. Bases 84 to 3059 code for a protein of 991 amino acids.